Danio aesculapii is the source of this 2690-nucleotide messenger RNA. RefSeq names its product fibrous sheath CABYR-binding protein. Bases 192 to 1283 code for a protein of 363 amino acids. The transcript is spliced from 14 exons. The record is from RefSeq and is a predicted model, not a curated record. Lineage: Eukaryota; Metazoa; Chordata; Actinopteri; Cypriniformes; Danionidae.
GCUGGACAACAAAAGACUGCACACUGUUGCAUGCAUGCGUGCGAACACACAUACACACACACAGACACACACGCAUUCACGCGUGCUCAAAGCCGUAACUUAAAAAAAAUAAAAGACAGACAGACAGACAAAAAUAAAUAAAAGUAGGUCGUGAUUUGGAACUUGUUCAGCUCAGCUCCAUUCAAGCCACAAUGAUGUCAUACUUGUGGAUUCUGCUUUUGGGAAGUUUACUAAUGACUGGAGUCAGAACGCAAGACACAGAAGAUGUACCGGCUGCUACCAAUGACGAGUCUCCCGAUGUAGAGCCUGUAGUCGCCGAAGCUGGAGCUGAAGAGCAAACACCUAAGGAAGAACCAGCAGCAGAAGAAGAACCAGCAAUAGAAGAAGAACCACCAGCAGAAGAAGAACCAGCAGCAGAAGAACCAGCAGCAGAAGGAGAACCAACAGCAGCAGAAGAUCCAGCAGCAGAGGAACCAGCAGCAGAAGAAGAAGCAGAACCAGAAGAGCCAGCAGCAGCAAAGGAACCAGCAGCAGAAGAAGACCAAGAACCAGAAGAACCAGCACCAGAGGAACCAGCACCAGAGGAACCAGCAGAAGAAGAACCACAAUCAGAAGAAGAACCAGUAGUAGUAGAAGAACCACCAGCAGAAGAAAAACCACCAGUAUUAACAGAAGAAGAACCACCAGCAGAAGAAGAACCAACACCUGAAGUACCCAUAACAAAUCCUGUGGGUGUGGCUCCUGCAGCAGAAGAGGAACCUGAAGCAGAAGCAGAAGCUCCGACUGACGCAGAUGUUGAUCCACCUGUCGGAGAGCCUGACGUCACUGAAAAAGAAAUCAUCGCAGACGCAGCUGCAGGUGAAGCAAAAGAGGAACCAGAGAAAGCAGAUGAAGGUGAAGCUGAUGCUGGAGAAGCAGAUUCGGCUGUAGUUGAGGAGGACCUCCUGGUCGCAAAGGAGUCAGUGGAUGUUCAUUCAAGAACAUUUGAUAUUUCUGAUGCUCUCAAUGAUGAUGAAGAUGCUGUUCAGCACAGCGCAGGUCAAGAGAAAGCCCGCAGCGCCGGAGCGGUUUCUGGCUCAAACGACAGCGGAUCUGGGACAGUUGUCGGUGUGGUCUGCGGGAUCGCAGUAGCAGCUGUUGGAGCCAUAACCGGAUACUUCACCUACCAGAAGAAGAAACUCUGCUUCAAGGCCCAGAGAGGUGAUCUAGAGAGUGCCAAACAAGAGAACGGCACACAGAGUGACCCACAGGUUUUAAGUACUCUACUGGACUCCUCUUCAUAACCGGAGCGCUGAGCUGAAGAUACUGUGAACUGAUUUACAUUGAUCUGUGGAGGAUCAAGAUGAAGACGAAGAUACACGCACACACACAUGCACACGUACACACACACGCACACGCACACACACACGCACACACACACUUUCUGCUUCGACAUCAGUUCUCCACAGACUGUAGGACUGUUCUUGAUUUUUCUGAAUGUAAUUUCACUUUGUUUGAUUGGGAUGCAAUGUGUGUGUGUUCGUACUUGUUUAUGUGGUUUGCGAGGACACUAAUGUGUAUAAUGACAUGGGUAUGACAUAGUUGUACUCUAUUGCAGUGCUUUAUGAGGACGUCUAUACAGGGUUUUCGACAUUCAACAUUUGUCUGUUUUUUUUGUAAAGGUUAGGGCCAUAUAUUAAGCAAUUCCUUUCCUGUAUAAAAGAGUCCCUGUAAAGCAUAUAUACAAGCACCUGUGUCUCUCUCGGUGUGCAUGUGUACUUACUUGUUUAUGUGGUUUACAAGGACACUAAUGUUUAUAAUGACACGGGUAUGACAUAGUUGUACUCUAUUGCAGUGCUUUAUGGGGACAUGUCGUGUUUCCUUACAAUUCAAAACUGUUAAAAAUCAUACUUUACAGGAUUUUUUACAUUCAAAUUGUGCUAGUUUUAGGGUUAGGGCCACAUAAUAUGUGAUUUUUACUGUAUAAAAUGCAUUACGCCUAUGAAGAGUCCCUGUAAACUGUGUAUACAAGUGUGUGUGCACUGUGAAAAAUAUCCGUUAGUGGACAGUUUGCAAAUUUUGUGUUUAUUUGUGGUUGUGAAUUGCAUUAUGGGAUGUUGAUCUCUGCUCUGUCCACUUUUAAUGUUGAAUAUUUAACUCUACAGUUUAACAAAGUGACUUUUGUUGACAUUUUAGUGGUUUGAAAUAAUACAAGAAAUAAUAUCUAGAGAAAUAAGCCUGUAAAAUAACAGGAAAUGUUUAUUACAAGGUUUUUGUAACUCCAACCCAGAAAAUAUAUCACUUUACACAAUUAGAAUUGUUCAUAAAUCACUUUUUCACACUUUUCAAGGUUGAAAGUUGUUGUGAAGAAAGAUCGAGACCCCAUAAUGCAAUGCAAAAGCAGAAAUACACAGGGGAAAAUAAAAACAUGAAUCACAAAAUAUGGAAAACGGCUAAUUUACGGAUAUUGUUUUACAGUGUGUGUAAUUAGACAGUAAUCCUUUCGGGAGAGGCAUUUAAUUUCAUUGCUUUAAGAAAGUGUAAUCUUCUUGCUGUAUCAUUAAUCAAUGUCAAAUUGUUCAUCAUUCAUAAAGCAGAUUUCACAACAUGGAAACGAUUGAGUCUGAGGUAAUCACAUUCAUAGGAGUUUUUCCUGUUUUUUUAAUUAUGUAAAUAUGUUACGUUUGAAUAAAGGGUUGGUUAAAUUUAAA